AUGUCCGAGGCCAGCUCAUACCAUCAUGACUACCACGGUCAUCCAGACACGCGCUACUAUGCUGAUCCCGGGGAGCACCCAUCUAGCUCCGUACACAGAAACAGAUACAGUACUGGUCCCAGGCGAGUGCGAGACGUAUCCUGGAUCAGCCAACAGCCUCCAUCUCCAACUAAUGACCCGUAUGCGCGAUGGCACCCGCCUUCAUCCGACCCUAUAGACUUCCCCACACCUGUAUUUCCAGACCAACCGCUCCCCAUGGCACAUUCCUCCCCCAUGAUGGGACGUGCUCCAUCGCCUGGCAUGAGAAUGCCUUCCCCGAUGAUCGGAGAAUACAUGACUGUGGAGGACCCUGAGUAUGAUGAGGAAGAGUUACCGGAGGACAACGAGGAGGUUGACUUUGAUUUCUCUAACGCUCCUCAACACCACACAGACGGGCUGAAAGGUGCACGGCGCUGGGUCGGGGGCUUCGUCAAAGGCCUCCGCAAGUUCCCUGGACUGCGCAAGCACCCGCACAGACCAUCACCAUCGAAUGACUUUGUACCGCCGUCACUUGGUGCUCAUCAUGACGAUGAUGUGCAAUUUCCAACUAUAGCGAGCCUGCGUUUGCGCCCACUCACACCCACUGGAAUAGCGCAGACCGCAGAGUUGAUGAACAUGCCCCAACCCCCGUUGUACCCGCAACCAUCGCCACAGCAUCAUGCAUAUCAGCAACAGCCACAUGUGCAUAGACCACCUCCCCCAGCAGCGUCAUCGCCAGUGUAUGCUCCUGGAGCGGAUGCUGUCCCUCAAGUCCUCUCAACAGUUGAUGAGCGCUCAAGUGAGCAAACUGGAACACACGAGACACAUCCGCACCCACAUUUCUCCGCUGACCAUACUCAUUCUCCCCGUACUCAUACGCAUGCCCAGCCACAUUCACGUUCACAUUCGCGUUCACAUUCAAAUUCCCAUUCGCAUUCACGUUCGCAUUCAAAUUCCCAUUCCCAAUCUCAUUCUUUAACUGUUCAACCUGUCCACCCCAACACAACCUUCACCGUGACUGACUAUGUCACUGUUCCCUCGCCUCGGCAGUUCACUCCUCCCCGACCUACGCCCAUCAAGCGCUUUCUACAUAACCUCGACCAGCUCCCCUGGGUUGAGCACGAGCAAAUCGUCGAUGCCUACUUCCCCGGCCGUUCCUCCCGCCACCGCCGCCACCCAGAAUCGCCCGUGUAUGAAGGAAAAAAACCUGUAGCAUCGUGGUACAACAAGCGGCAAAAUUCCCUCCCGCAGGGGAUGGGUGUUGGACCGAGCAGCGCGUCCCUAUUGUAUGGAUGGCCGCCACAGAUGCAAAAGGCUUACUCGCACCAGGGAAUGGUUCAUCCACAGUUCCCAAACGGGUAUGUACCUGUACAGCCCGCGUUUGUAUACCCUGCUACUACCUUCUCUCUACCGCCGAGGAUGUAUUAG
Suillus fuscotomentosus is the source of this 1446-nucleotide messenger RNA. RefSeq lists its product as uncharacterized. Bases 1 to 1446 code for a protein of 481 amino acids. NCBI's taxonomy places the organism in Eukaryota, Fungi, Basidiomycota, Agaricomycetes, Boletales, Suillaceae. The transcript has a single exon. The record is from RefSeq and is a predicted model, not a curated record.